Messenger RNA from Fomitopsis serialis, 1372 nucleotides. RefSeq names its product TBC-domain-containing protein. The record is from RefSeq and is a predicted model, not a curated record. Gene Ontology annotation, biological process: activation of GTPase activity. Bases 27 to 992 code for a protein of 321 amino acids. Lineage: Eukaryota; Fungi; Basidiomycota; Agaricomycetes; Polyporales; Fomitopsidaceae. Gene Ontology annotation, molecular function: GTPase activator activity. The transcript has 7 exons.
CGGCUUCCUUUCCGCCACCAACAGGCAUGGCGCCCUCAUCCACAGCAUCAUCCUCCUCCUCAGGCUCGUCCGCGGCGAACUCCGCCGCGCACUCCUUCAACAAAAUUCUGAACCAGUUCAAGCUGUCGACGAAGGUCCGGACACCGCAGGACGUCGAGGACUCGGUGCGGAAACUCCGGAGGCUGAUCUUGGUGGACGGGAUCCCGUCGGCGGUGGACCCCACAAUCAGACCGCGGAUAUGGAAGAUACUGCUGCAUGUGCGGGACGUGUCGGCGGAGGAGUUCCUGGACUACGUCGCGCGAGGGCCGUGCGAGGUGCGCGAGAAAAUCAGGAACGACACGUUUAGAACCCUGGCUACAGACCGAGGGUUCAAGGAACGCGUGCGAGAGGAUAUGCUGGUGAGGCUACUGGACGCGUUCGUAUGGCGCAAUCACGACCGACAAGAGACGCAACAACUUGGGUUCACAUACGUCCAGGGCAUGAACGUCCUCGCCGCACCCUUCCUCUACACCAUGCCCUCCGAACUUGAAGCCUUCUUCUGCUUCGCUAAAUUCAUCGAAGAGAGCUGUCCAUUAUAUGUCCAGCCCACACUGGAGGGCGUACAUCGAGGUCUGAAGCUACUGGACAGGUGUCUCAAAAUCGUCGACCCUGAUCUCUUUGCCCACCUUCGGUCGAAAAAUCUCUCGGCAGAAAUAUAUGCCUUCCCAUCCGUGCUCACAUUGUGCGCAUGCACGCCGCCACUUGACCAAGUCCUGCUACUAUGGGACUUCCUACUCGCAUUUGGCGUGCACCUCAACGUCCUCUGUGUGAUCGCUCAGCUCCUGCUUAUGCGCGAAGAGGUCAUGGCAUCGUCUAGCCCCAUGCGCCUUCUGCGCACCUUCCCCCCGCUCGAAGCCCUCCCCGUUAUCGGGAUCGCCGUCACGCUUGUACGCGACCUCCCCACAGACUUGUACGACGAACUGGUGCGGCAUCCGUAUGCGGUUGAGUCAUAGCCGGGGGGAUGUCAGGGCGAACUUUCUAUUUGUUGGUCUGCUCUCGCUGUUGUGCUCUGUAUUGAUUUGGUCGGUUUGUUGUAUGUAUCGCUUGUACCAUCAUACCUCAAUGUCACGGGCCCUCGGACAUUCUCUCCGCACGUCGCCGCCUGGUGUUUAUGAAGCUGGGCAUCAAUCCCCCUUACAGGUCUUUGUGGUAGGGUAAGAUAUACUGACAUUCGGAUGGAUUGUCGCGCACUAUACUAUAUCGGGUCACGAUCUCGGACAGCCUAGGUAGUCGGUCACUCGAGCCUCAUUCAACAACCACCCCUUCUAUAGCUAUGAAAUAAAUUGUAGCAUGUCUCAAUGCAUCCUUGUAAUGCCUGUACAAAAUUUGAAGC